AUGUGUGGCUGGAGUAGCGAAAGGGAUAAGAGGAGAGCGGAACCGCAGCAGAGCUUGGAACCGGCGGAGAGAGCCAGGAAGAUGCUGGCCUCCUCCCCCACAACUCCAAUUCUCCCCAGGAGCUUCUACCUUGAACGUGCCGGAGUCUUGAGCUGCUACGACGGUGAUGAUUUGGUGGGAGAGCAGGAUGACCAGCGGCACCAAGGAGGCGGCAGCGGGAAUGUUUGCAUUCUUUUGACCAGCUUAUCCCUGGAUUUGAUCCACCUGCUGAUCGACAACUUCAGCGUCCCCGUGGCGUGCUUCUCGCACCCGCCUUCUGCGCUGCAGCUGCUGCGACAGCAGGGAUUUGUGGACCUGGCCAUCACCAGCAUGGUGACCUUCCUGACCUUGGCAUCCGUGGUCAUCUUCAUGGAGGACGCUGUCUACCUCUCCAAGAAGACCCAUUGCUUCGUCAAGAUGAAAACUCUCAUCUGGAGCAACUCAGCGCCCACGGCCAUCUCGGUCUUCUGCCUGCUGGGACUGUGGGUGCCCCGGGCCAUGACGUACGUGGACAUGGCCAUUGGCGCCUACUUCGCCGUCUGCUUUUACCUGACGAUGCUGGUCAUGGUGGAAGGUUUCGGAGGGCAGGAAGCCUUGCUGGAGGCCUUGAAGGACACCCCCAUGCUGAUCCGGACAGGCCCUUGCUGCUGUUGCUGCCUCUGUUGUCCCCCCAUCACCAUGACCAGACGGAAACUCCGGUUAAUGCUGCUGGGAGCCUUCCAAUACACCUUCCUUAAAGUAUCCUGCACUUUCCUGGGCCUCGUUUUAAGCGUCGAAGGCUUGUACGACACGGCCGACAUUUCAGCCACAAGCGUGGCCCUUUGGAUCAACACCUCCCUUGGCGUGUCCACCCUCUUUGCCCUCUGGUCGCUGGCCAUCCUCUUUCGGCAAGCCAAAUCGCACCUUGCGGAGCAGAACAUGACGGGCAAAUUCGUUUGCUUCCAGGUCCUCCUCAUUUUGGUGGCCUUGCAGCCGUCCAUCUUCAGCAUCUUGGCCAACGGGGGUCAAAUAGCUUGCUCCCCACCCUUCUCCUCCAGAGCCCGAGGCCAGCAAAUGCACUGCCAGCUCUUGAUCCUGGAAACUUUUGUCCUCACGGUCCUGGGCAGGAUGUAUUACCGGAAGCCGGACGACAAGCCGGGAUGCUGCCUCCGCGAAUCUCCAGAGCACCAAGCCGAGAUCAAGCAGUAAAAAGGAGGGUCUGAGACCCAGCCCCCACCGCCCCCGACCACCUCCAACACAUAAAAACCCUGGGGCAAAAUGGCCAAAUUCCACUGUAAAGGUAGUCCUCAACUUACGACGCCCAAUUCAGGCCCAAAAUGUUAUGUCGCUGGGACAUUUGUGAGGCAAGCUUGAUCCCCAUUUUACGGCCUUUCUUGCCGCAGGAGUUAAGCGAAUAUGAAAGGGGGAAUCAUGGAACCAUCAUAAAUGUGAGUCAGUUAGCAUUUUUCCUGGCAGAAACCUCGGUCACCUAGCUACUAUCUUUGAAAACAUUGAUGGAGUGAACUUUCAGUUUCUAAGCUGCCGAAUUGCUCCCCCUCCUCCCUUUCUGAUGGCAACUCUAAAAAGAUCAUGGGAAUAUUUGAUCAGUUGACAUUAGCAUCUGAAUGUAAAUCAUGUGACCCUGAGGAAUGCUGCAACGGUUGUAAGUGUGAAAAAAGGUUGUAAAUCCCUUUUUCCAAUGCCGCUGUCACUUCGAAUGGCCACUAAGUGAACUGUUCUAAGUCCACGAAGAGGUUUGCUGCUGGCUGGUGGCAUGAGAGAGAGAAAAAUCAAUCUUUGCGGAGCGACGUUUGGCCUAUUGCCACAGGCACGCCUAUUGUUCAAAGUGCGCAAAGCUCGCCAAAUAAAUCUGCCCGUUUUUCUUCUCAUCGGAACGAGGCUCUUAAGGUGCCGGCCUGGUGGUCCAACUUUUGUGCUUAGGAACUUGCUGUUUGGGUGGGACAAAUCCUUCUGAACUAAAACGAGAAACUGGGA
Molecule: messenger RNA, 2013 nt
Organism: Pseudonaja textilis
Lineage: Eukaryota; Metazoa; Chordata; Lepidosauria; Squamata; Elapidae
Source: RefSeq, a predicted model, not a curated record